GCAGCUUCAAGCGGAGUUGCGCUGCGAUUCUCGAAUGCGACAAGACCCCGACCGUCUAAGUUCGAUUAAUAGGGGAUCUUUUGUUAACUAUCCGAGGCAUUUCGUAUCUCAACAGAAUGCCUCAUUUGGAGCACGAAGGACCUUUGGUCAAGCGGCAGAAGCUCAAUUCUGUUGCGAAACCUCAGCCUUCUGCGUCGCAACAGUCCAGAAUCUUUGCUCCAUAUCGGACUAUCGGACUCGUCUCUCCUACCAAUGUCCCCUUCACCUCCGUUCCUCUGGGGAACACCACCUUCCAGGUCACAACGUCUAUAGGCCGCUCCCUCCAAACCUAUGACCUUAAACGCGGCCUCAACCUUGUAUUUAUGACCCGACCUCAGACGCCAACCACCAUAACUGCGACAUGCGCCUGGAAACAGAAAGUAUUUGCCGCUUGGGGCGACCCUCGCGAGGGUUCCGAGCAGGGUAUUUGGAUCUUCCAGAGAGGGAAGAAAGUCGGCGAGUUGCAACUCCCACCUGAUCUUCAUCAGCCUGUUAGACAAAUUCUAGUUUUCGGCUCCUGGGUCGUUGCGUGUGGCUUGACGAGAAUAGAAGUGUGGAAGUCGGCAACUCUGGAACAUUAUACUACCCUGUUCACGAUGGCUUCUAGGAAGGGCGACAAUGAACUUACUGGUGGUAUAUGUACCAUGCCGACAUACUUGAAUAAGAUCUUUGCCGGGCGCCGAAACGGAUGGGUUGAAAUCUGGAAUGUUUCCACCGGCAAAUUGAUAUAUACUCUCCUACCGCCAUCUCCGAAGUAUGGUGCUGUCACCUGCAUGCAGCCAACUCCCGCGCUUUCGUUAAUGGCUAUCGCAUAUGCGGAGGGCCCGUUGGUCAUUCACAACGUGCUCACAGACAAGAAGGUGCUCGAGGUGAACGCGGGCACUGAUGAUGCGCCCGUGACAAGCAUAUCAUUCCGUACAGAUGGCAUUGGUGCAGGUCAGGAUGGGCGCAAAGAUGGGGUCAUGGCGACGGCGACAGAAUCAAGCGGCGAUGUUACGUUCUGGGACCUCAACAAGGGUGGCAGAAUUAUGGGCAUUCUUAGAAGUGCCCACAACCCCCCGACGCAAGAGGGCGCCUCGAUUCGUGGGGGUGUGAGCAAGAUCGAAUUCCUUGCCGGUCAACCAGUCAUCGUUACUAGCGGUAGGGACAACUCAUUGAAAACCUGGAUAUUUGACGAGACUCCUUUCUCACCCAUACCACGAAUCCUACAUACGAGAAGCGGUCAUGCGGCACCGGUCACGUGUUUGAAAUUCCUGCCGUCUGAUUUUGAAGGCGCUGAAGCAGGCAACAAAUGGCUUCUUAGUGGUGGCAGGGACCGAAGUCUCUGGGGGUGGAGUCUUCGUCGUGAUGGUCAAAGUACAGCAUUGAGCCAGGGUAAUAUCCGUAAAAAGGCUAAGAAGUACGGAAUACUUGACAGUAGCACACUAAGCCGCGGUCCGACUACCACGCUCGAUGACUUAAAAGCGCCAGAGAUUACCUGUAUUGCAUGUUCAUUGAACAGAGAUGGCGGGAUGGGCGCCAUGCCCGGAAAGCAAGUUUUGUGGCAAAAAUCUCAAAAUCAGAAGAAGCCCAUCGACGCCGAAGUCAGUGGCAUGACAGGUUGGGAGAGCGUCGUCACAGCGCAUAAGAACGACUCGUUUGUACGAACCUGGUUCUGGGGUCGAAAAAGAGCAGGUAGAUGGGCCUUCCAAACCGGUGACGGUGCAAACGUGUCGACGGUGGCCAUGAGCCCCUGCGGGACCUUCACAGUCGUCGGAUCGGUUGGUGGAUCUAUUGAUAUGUUCAACCUGCAGUCAGGAUUGCACCGCCAACGAUUUCCAUCAAAACUUACACCAGCACAGGCGAGGCAGGUCAAAAUGCAGCAACUCAGGCAGGCAGACACUGUAGUACAGCUUCAGGCUCGCUCUGCUACUGGGUUUCUACCAGGGACGGGGAAGCAUACAAAAGCUGUCACGGGAAUCGUUAUCGAUUCUAUGAAUAAAAACAUAAUAAGCUGCUCGCUAGAUGGAAAGAUAAAGUUCUGGGAAUUCCUGACAGGAAAUCUGUUGGAGGAAAUCAACUGGGCGCCAAUGACGGGGAUCACGGGUUGCCGCUAUCAUGCGGCGAAUGACUUGAUAGCCUUCUCCUGCGAUGACAAUUCCGUCCGGGUCGUGGACAUCGAGACAAAACAGACUAUUCGUGAAUUCUGGGGGUGUCAGGGUAAAAUAAACGACUUCAUCUUCUCUAACGAUGGCCGUUGGAUAGUAGCAGCUUCCCAAGACGCUAUAAUACGAGUAUGGGACCUACCAACGGGCCAUUUGAUCGACGCUAUUCGGUUAGAGAAACCGUGUACGGCUUUGGCCUUCUCGGCCACAGGCGAAUAUUUGGCUGCGGCAACUGAAGGAGAGUUGGGCGUCAGCAUUUGGAACAACAAGACUCUUUUCACUCACGUGCCAACUCGACAAAUAUCCGAAGAGUCAAUUAAACAGAUAUCUGGUCCGACAGCAUCAGGAGAGGGAGGUCAAGGUCUGCUCGAAGCUGCGUUCGAAGAAGCAACAUCUCAAGAGGCAGAGGAUGACGUCGCUCCACCCAACCUGGAUCAGCUUAGUGCUGAUAUGAUGACUUUGAGUUUGGUUCCGCGAAGCAGAUGGCAGACCCUUCUACACCUUGACUUGAUCAAGCAGAGGAAUAAACCAAAAGAAGCACCGAAAGCCCCGGAGAAGGCACCAUUCUUCUUACCAUCAGCAACUAAUGCUGGAUCAUCGAAUUUAGAUGUGACCGAGUCGAAGACUGACCAAGACCGGAGUCAAUCGAGGAUUACUCGCUUUGAUCACAACAGGUCGGAGCAAGCAUUCGCUAGCAAACUACAGGCGGGGGCUUCUACCGACAAUUUUGACGAGUUUAUCGAGCACCUCAAAUCUUUGUCCCCGGCGACCGCUGAUUUAGAAUUGCGUUCCCUGGUAGUCGGUGAUAGUGACGAGUCCAAUGAAUUGCUCCAGUUCAUUCGUGCUAUGACUAGCCGCCUCGUGGCACGGCGUGACUACGAACUUACUCAGGCUUGGAUGGCUGUCUUUCUUCGCCUACAUUUCGAUCUUAUCUUGGAGAGUGAUACCCUAGCGAAGGCCCUGGCGGAAUGGAAGAGACACCAGGCGCAGGAAUGCGACAGGCUGGACAACCUAGUUAGCUAUUGCGGUGGAGUAGUGAACUUCCUCAGGAGUCCACGGACUUAAAUUUAGGCUUGAGGGCAUACCAUAUCAGAUAUGUAACUUCAACUAUAAAUGGAUCCAAACAUCUUGCUGCCAAACCUGUGAUUCAUCGACGUGGCAGUCAUACCGAGUUUGAGAUAUCAUACUCGUACCUCGACAAACAGUGUGACUCCCGAGAAUGCAUCGCUGAGCGAUUGUCAAGUUGUACUGGAAUCUCACACUUCCUUACUUCACGACUUAGCAAUAGUAUAAAUACAAGAAAACUCGCAUCCGAAAAAGGCCGAGAAGCCUGAGCAACUCAUGAAUCAUUUCCGCUCUCAGUUUGUCGCUGGACAAACUGUUGUAGAAACUGUAAAUAUGGAAAUUUCUCUGUUCUCUAGUUCUUACUUUCCAUUAAAUAGCAGCAUUCUUUAAGCUUC
Molecule: messenger RNA, 3643 nt
Organism: Annulohypoxylon truncatum
Lineage: Eukaryota; Fungi; Ascomycota; Sordariomycetes; Xylariales; Hypoxylaceae
Product: WD domain-containing protein
Exons: 3
Coding region: 117-3248 (1043 amino acids)
Biological process (GO): rRNA processing
Cellular component (GO): small-subunit processome; Pwp2p-containing subcomplex of 90S preribosome
Molecular function (GO): protein binding
Source: RefSeq, a predicted model, not a curated record